Molecule: messenger RNA, 1420 nt
Organism: Zymoseptoria tritici IPO323
Lineage: Eukaryota; Fungi; Ascomycota; Dothideomycetes; Mycosphaerellales; Mycosphaerellaceae
Exons: 3
Coding region: 176-1420 (414 amino acids)
Biological process (GO): NADP+ catabolic process; NAD+ catabolic process
Cellular component (GO): cytosol
Molecular function (GO): NADH pyrophosphatase activity
Source: RefSeq, a predicted model, not a curated record
AGAGAAGACUUCCUUUCCUCUCUGAUCUCCUAUUCGAAAAGCAUACACUGUCACAGCAUUGCACUUUCCUUCGACACCAGCGUCCUUCGCACUGCCAGCCACCAACACUAAGCGAUCGCCUACUCCUCAGACCUCACUUCGUCGACGAACUUGCAAUAGAAACAUACAACGAACCAUGCCCAUCCAACCCGACAACCCCGAACCCGCCCACGCCUCGCUCGACUCGAUGCUGUCCCGUAAAUUCGGCAAAGAAGUCGCGAAUUACUUCUCUGGCUCGCCUCUUAACCGAGUCGGCUUCCUCCGCGGCGACCACAAAUUCCUCUCCCAAGCCCUCCGCCACCCCUCCACCACCUUCCUCCUCUGCAACGACCUCCAACCUCUCGUCCAACCCAACACCACCCCCGGCGCGGGUAAACUCGCCUGGGUGAAAUACGACGAUGUCAAGUCCAUUAUCGGGUCCGACCCGUUCGCCACGACGGAGAAGGAGAUGAUUGAAGCCUACAACAGCUCGACGUAUGUUCCGCAGAUGGUAUUUUUGGGUAUUGACGAGGCGAGAAAAGACGGACUGGCGUAUCAGGGGAAGAAUCUGUAUACGGGGGCGCCGUAUUUUGCGGUGGAUGUCACGCCGAGGGAGGAGACGUUGAGGGAGGCUUGUGAGGGACUCAUUGAGAGGUUGAAGGGGGAGGGGUUGGAGUUUAGUAAGGGACGGGUUAUGGAUGUUGUUGCUAGUGAUGCGGCCAUCUACGCCGAAGCCCGCCAACUCCUCGACUGGAACCUCCGCAACCCCUUCUGCGCCGCCUGCGGCCACCGCACCCUCUCCAUCAACGCGGGUUUCAAACGCACUUGCCCCCCAAAAGACGCUUCCACCCCCGACUCCUCUCGCCCUUCCUGCGUCACCCGCCACGGCAUCUCCAACCUCUGCUUCCCCCGCACCGACCCCACAGUAAUCAUGGCGGUCGUCAACGCCGCCGGCGACAAACUCCUCCUCGGCCGCCAAAAACGCUGGCCACCAUAUUGGUACUCCACCCUCGCGGGAUUCGCCGAACCAGCCGAAUCCAUCGAGGAAGCCGUGCGGCGGGAAGUCUACGAGGAGUCGGGUAUCCUCGUCGGUAGGGUUGUGAUUCAUAGUACCCAACCAUGGCCGUAUCCGGCGAAUCUGAUGAUUGGCGCGAUUGGACAGGCGAUUGGAGGGGAGGGGGAGAGGAUUGAUUUGGGGAAUGAUCCGGAACUGGACGAUGCGAAGUGGUUCGCUUUCGAUGAAGUCAGAGAAGCACUCAGAGUUGGCACUUCAGGGCUGGGCGAGGACGCGGGCGAGGGGUACAAUGAAGGCGGACUCAGGUUACCGCCGAAUACGGCGAUUGCGAAUCAGCUGAUGACGGCCGUGUGCAACGGUUUCGCAUCCGGAGAGAUGAAGCUUUGA